Eptesicus fuscus (big brown bat) is the source of this 1712-nucleotide messenger RNA. Its product is annotated as leukocyte immunoglobulin-like receptor subfamily A member 6. Gene Ontology annotation, molecular function: inhibitory MHC class I receptor activity. The transcript has 7 exons. The coding region runs from base 4 to 1398 and encodes 464 amino acids. Lineage: Eukaryota; Metazoa; Chordata; Mammalia; Chiroptera; Vespertilionidae. The record is from RefSeq and is a predicted model, not a curated record. Gene Ontology annotation, biological process: cytokine-mediated signaling pathway.
ACCAUGAUCCCCACCCUCGUGGCUGUGCUCUGUCUUGGGCUGAGUGUGGGCCUCAGGAUCCCAGUGCAGGCAGGACCCCUCCCCAAGCCCACCCUCUGGGCUGAGCCAGGCCCUGUGAUCCCCUGGGGGAGCCCCGUGACCAUCUGGUGUCAGGGGACCCCAGGGGCUGAGGAGUACCGUCUGGAGAAAGAGGGAAGCCCACCACCAUGGAAAAUACAGGAGCCACAGGAGCCCGUGGACAAGGCCAAGUUCUCCAUCACACACAUGACAAAGCGUGAUGCAGGGAGAUAUCGCUGUUACUAUCACAGCCGCACUAACUGGUCAGAGCGCAGUGACCCCCUGGAGCUGGUGGUGACAGGAGCCUACAGCAAACCCAGCCUCUCAGCCCUGCCCGGCCCUGUCGUGACCUCAGGAGGGAACGUGACCCUCCAGUGUGGCUCAGGGCAGGGAUUUCACAGGUUCAUUCUGACUAAGGAAGGAGAUCACAGGCUCUCCUGGACCCUGGACUCACAGCUACAGCCCAGUGGGCAGUUCCAGGCCCUGUUCCCUGUGGGCCCGGUGACUCCCGACCACAGGUGGACAUUCAGAUGCUAUGGCUGCUACAGGGACAGGCCCCAGGUAUGGUCACACCCCAGUGAUGCCCUGGAGCUGCUGGUCUCAGGUGAGUCUGGGAAGCCCUCCCUCCUGAGCCAGCAGGGCCCCAUCGUGGCCUCUGGACAGAGCCUGACCCUCCAGUGUCGCUCUGAUGUCGGCUAUGACAGAUUCGCUCUGUACAAGGAGGGGGGACGGGACCUCCCCCAGAGCCUUGUCCUGCAGCCCCAGGCUGGGCUCUCUCAGGCCCACUUCCCCCUGGGCACUGUGAGCAGCUCCCACGGGGGCCGGUACAGAUGCUACGGUGGAUACAACCGCUCCUCUGAGUGGUCGGCCCCCAGUGACGCCCUGGACAUCCUGGUGGCAGGUGAGGAGCCAGUGGGAUGGCUGUCUGACACACCCUCCCUCUCGGUGCAGCCAGGCCCCAGGGUGACCUCAGGAGAGAACGUGGCCCUGCUGUGUCAGUCACAGAGCCCUAGGGACAUGUUCCUUCUGUCCAAGGAGGGGGCAGCCGGUCCCCCCUCUCGUCUGAGAUCAGAGCACCCAGCUCAGCAGUUCCAGGCAGAGUUCUCCAUGAGCCCUGUGACCUCAGCUCACGGGGGGACCUACAGGUGCUACAGCUCAAACAGCACCUCCCCCUUCCUGCUGUCACUCCCCAGUGAGCCCUUGGAGCUUCUGGUCUCAGACUACACAGUGGAGAAUCUUAUCCGGAUUUGUGUGGCUGGCUUGAUCCUGGUGGUCCUCGGGGUGCUGAUAUUUCAGGCUCGAAAUGACACUGAAAUCACCCUCCAAGCAGCCAGGAUGUGAACACAGAGGGAACAACGCACCGUUCAGAGUGGGGGAGCUUUGGAGCCCAUCUGAGGAUUCCAGGAGGUGCCGAAAGAGACUAUGGACCACUGUUGGGGAAACUGUCUGCUGAGAAUGCCCAGGGAAGUAGAGGUGGUAGCCGAGGUUUGGGUGCAGGAGAACGUGGGCCAUGUCCCUGUAGAGGACGUCUCCGCCAUCCACCUGGGUGCUCUCCCUCCUUCCCUGACCUCGCUGACUCUCUCCCACUGCCCUUCUGUUCUCACCCUGUGAUGUGAGGGUCCCUCCCACAUGGCUGGUUUGGAUUCACAUCUAUA